Messenger RNA from Aspergillus aculeatus ATCC 16872, 1755 nucleotides. RefSeq lists its product as uncharacterized. The record is from RefSeq and is a predicted model, not a curated record. NCBI's taxonomy places the organism in Eukaryota, Fungi, Ascomycota, Eurotiomycetes, Eurotiales, Aspergillaceae. The transcript has a single exon. The coding region runs from base 1 to 1755 and encodes 584 amino acids.
AUGAAAGGUCUUCUCGCCCUAACAACGGCGUUAGGCGCUGCACAUGCUUCUAGUCUCGUUGAUAUUUGCACUGAUGCCUACAUCAAGGCCGCUUUGCCCGCCGAAGGCACCUUUCAAGGCAUAUCUAUGGUUUCCAGCUCAGUCUCGACGAAGCUACAUGCCAACGUGACCAUCAGCAGCACGAAUUUCUUCCCCGCUGCUACCAUCAGCUAUUGCGAUGUUACCUUCAACUACACCCACAUUGGCCGGAAUGAUCGAGUGGCUCUCACGUACUGGUUGCCCGCUCCGGCCGAUUUCCAGAAUCGAUUUCUCACCACCGGAGGCGAGGCCUACGAGAUCAACGAGGGCUCCGGCACCUCUGGCUCUUUACCUGGUGGUGUGAUGUACGGGGCAGUUUCCGGUCUCACCGACGGUGGCUUCAAUGGGCAAUCCUUUGACGAUGUCUUUCUUCUCGCUAAUGGCACUGUUGACUGGCAAAACACCUUUAUGUUCGGCUAUCAAGGGAUCCAUGAGAUGAUGGAAAUCGGCCGUGAACUUACCCGCAGUGUGUAUAACACUGGGCAAGACAAGCUCUAUACCUACUACCAAUCAUGCUCCGAGGGGGGCCGUGAGGGCUGGUCGCAGGCCCAGCGGUACGGCUUUGAUUACGACGGCAUUAUCGUCGGUGCGCCUGCCUUCCGUUUUGCCCACCAGCAGAUUAAUCACCUCGUGCCCAACGUGGUCACACAGACUAUGAACUACUAUCCGCCUCCUUGUGAGUUGGAGCUCAUCGUCAAUGCCACCAUCGCUGCCUGUGAUCCGCUGGAUGGGCGCGCGGAUGGGGUCAUUGCCCGCUCGGACCUGUGCAAGCUGCACUUCAAUCUCACCUCCCUGAUCGGUGCCCCAUACUACUGCGCGGCCAGCUCGGGCGGCAGCAGCCUGGGGCUCGGGUUUAGCAAGCGGCAGUCUAUGGGCGCGACCCCGGCACAAAAUGGCACCGUCACUGCAGAGGCGGUGGAAUUGGUUCAGACGCUGCUUGCCGGCCUGAAAGACAGCCAGGGCCGUCAGGCCUACUUGUACUUUCAACCCGGGGCGGACUUCGACGAUGUUGAAACCACCUACGACUCACAGACCGACUCUUGGGGCCUCAGCAUUGAUGGUAAUGGGGGCGAGUUUGUGGCCAGAUUUUUGAAUCUGCAGGACGUGAGCUCGCUGUCUUCUCUCGACAAUGUUACUUAUGACACCAUUCGCGACUGGAUGCAGAUGGGGUGGACCAUGUACGAAGAUACCCUGAUGACCCACAACCCCGAUCUCAGUGCCCUCCAGCAGGCUGGAGGCAAGAUCCUGCACUUUCACGGCGAACAGGACCCCAGUGUGCCCACCGCCUCCUCCGUUCACUACUACGAGGCGGUCCGCAAGAUCAUGUUCCCUAACGAGACUCUUGACACAAGUGCCGCUGCCCUGGGCGAGUUUUAUCGGCUGUAUCUUGUCCCCGGCAUGGCCCACUGCGGCACCAACAGUGAACAACCAAACGGGCCCUUCCCCCAAACGAACCUGGCUGUCAUGAUCGAUUGGGUAGAGAACGGUGUGGUCCCCGUGACGUUGAAUUCGACGGUUCUCCAGGGAGACAAUGAAGGUGAGCGCCAGCAAAUCUGUGCCUGGCCACUGCGCCCUCUCUGGUCCAACAACGGGACUAGUAUGAAUUGUGUGUUCGACCAGGCCUCGUACGACACUUGGAUCUACGACUUUGACGCCUACAAGCUUCCUCUAUACUAA